This is a messenger RNA of Syzygium oleosum, 1363 nucleotides long. RefSeq lists its product as uncharacterized. The record is from RefSeq and is a predicted model, not a curated record. The coding region runs from base 22 to 1209 and encodes 395 amino acids. NCBI's taxonomy places the organism in Eukaryota, Viridiplantae, Streptophyta, Magnoliopsida, Myrtales, Myrtaceae. The transcript has a single exon.
UCAAAAACACACAGGAGGGAGAUGGGCAAGCUAAAUAAAGAAGCAGAAGACCAAAAGAAAGUAUUCAAGCACGAUUCGCAUCAUCAUCCAGUAGUACUCACCAAAAUUCACAACACCAUUCAAACAUUUUGCUCCGGCUGCAGAAUUAACAUUCUCCCAGGGGAGGACUACUUCGCAUGCAUGCCGUGCCAUUUCUUUCUCCACAAAAGAUGCUUCGAAUUGCCCUCAUCUACUACACACGAUUCACAUCCUCAUUUGCUUACUUUAAAAUUCAAAACCCCUUAUGAAGGAGAAGAAGGCUUCAGGUGCGACCUCUGUGCACAACCAGGUACCAACCAGUGGCUCUACUGCUGCCAGCAAUGCCAUUACGACGUGCACCUACGUUGUGCCAAACCUCAAACUGGACCAAACUUCCAAGCUUCUUGCAGAUCCCGUAGUCUUGCAAACGUCAAACCAGCACCUCUGGUAAAUGCCACGACUUUCGAUACUCAAUCAGCGAAUCCGCCAUGUGGGGUUCGGGAAAAUUUCCACGACUUUCAUCCGGGUAAAACAUCGAUGGCCAAUCAACCAGUUCUCGUCAGCCAAAAUGCAAUGACAAUGACCGCUAAUCGAGUCCCUUUAAACACCACAACCCCACCAAUCAUUACGUCGCAAUACGGGCAAAGGGCUGCUUAUCUUGGUCAGUCAGGCAAUUAUUCACGUGGGUUCCAAGCAAGCCGUUACUUUUUUAGCCCAACCACUGCCCCAAGCACCAUUGAACCAAUCCUAAUGAGUCCGGACGGAACAACCGGAUUCACCACUCGGGGUCCCUUAAACAACGGCACAAACCCUGCAAUGGUUGUCCCCCAAAGCCGGCCAAGCUUGGCAUAUAGCAACAACGGCGUCCUGUAUCUGAACGCCGCUCAAGGGAUCAACAACCAAAUGAUAUACCUGAGGCCGAAUGGUGGGGGAGCUCCAAUGGCCGCAGUGGUUCCACAAAACCAGGGGCUCGGUUAUGGGAAUCCAGUGUUCUAUGGAGCGCAUAACGGCAUGAUGGGUGGGAUGAAGGAGAUGGCAAUUACAGGAUUGGCUUCUGGGUUUGGGGGAGCGUUUGGGGAAGAGCUGUUCCCAGGGGUGACCGGCAUGCGGGGUGGUGAUGAUGAUGGUGAGGGAUCGAUGGGUCUUGAAGGGUCAGAGAUCCUGAAUUCCGAUUUCGGUGAAUACUUCUAGUUCUGAGAUGCUCAUCUUUGCCGAUGGAUCGAAGUUUCUUUUUGGCUUGUAUCAUAAGAAUGUUUUCUCAUGUCGAUUAUAGCAGUGCAAUUUCGAGUGAAUCCAAUACUGUUCUUCCAAAUGUAAUCCAACAUUCGUGCUGGAAAUUGGCAAG